Molecule: messenger RNA, 3528 nt
Organism: Penicillium taxi
Lineage: Eukaryota; Fungi; Ascomycota; Eurotiomycetes; Eurotiales; Aspergillaceae
Product: DEAD/DEAH box helicase
Exons: 1
Coding region: 1-3528 (1175 amino acids)
Molecular function (GO): ATP binding; ATP-dependent chromatin remodeler activity
Source: RefSeq, a predicted model, not a curated record
AUGGCCUCCCAGGCGGCCAUGCUCCUUGAUCCCAAAGCUUACAAGAAAUCACUUCGAGCAAAUGGUACGAAUUCCGAAUCAUCCUCUCCUACGCCUCGAAUCACUGAAAGCUUGUCGGAACCUGUCCCCGUGACGGAGGAAACAACGACUGAGGAACAACCGACUGUGGAAACUCUCACUUUCAUGCGCAACAACCCCAUGAAUCUGGACUUGGACUCGACAGAUGAUUCUAACUUGCUUUCGUCUGGUACAGGGCAAUCAAGUGCGCAAAAUUCACCUCAUGCUGCCUUCACUUCUUCUACGCCUUCUGGAAGCUCUUCCGUAUUUUCAGCCCAUCCUCCGCGUUCUAACAACCUUAUGACCGCGCCAGCAACACCAGCGUCAUCAGAUGCGCCGAAUUUCACAAUGAACACUGCACCCAAUACAGAGUUUGGCAUGCCAGUUCAAUUUAUCAGCAAUGGAGACGAAGGAAACGAGAUCGGGUCUAAUCGCAGCCACGAUAAUAAUCAUGAUGUCGAAGACAGCCAACGUCGUCACGACCUGCUCAACGCAGCGUAUGACGUGGCUGUGCGCCAACAAUUUCCCAACAAAAGAAUGAAGAUUGAGGAUCGACAGGAUAAUGCUGGAUCCCGUACCAACCCUGAACACAUUUCGAGCGACGGCGAACUUGGUCAAUUCUUGAAAGAGGCCGAUUCUAAACCCACAUCCGUCGCUGCGGUGGUGGAUUUGACCAAGGAUGAGGACGAGGUGCAGAUUACAGGGUCCGACGACCUGCAGAUCAUAGGAUCCGUUAAUUUGAGCUCACAGCGGGUAUGCUUUGGCAAGAUCGAUCUUGCCUUCAUAACUGCCAAUAUCGUUCCCACGCCUACAACCGCUGGAUUUUUUGAUCAUUUGUGGCCAACAAUCAAGCUCACCCUUCAUCGAAAAGCGCAGACGGACAACUAUGAUAUUUUUGUAGCAGAUCCUAUAGGCCAGAUCUUUGGAAAAAUUGACGACAAGACGGCGUGUGCAUUGUGCCCAUUCCUGGAUAGCCCCAGGAUUGAAUUGGAUGUGGUGGCUCGCCUGGAUGAACGACAGAAGUUGCCAAAUGAAGUACCUGGGACACUCACUGCAGCAAACUUCAGGGUUUCUCUGACUCUUUAUGGCCAACGUCGCAGUGCCCACAUUCUCGGAACUUCCCUGGGCCAGUCCAAUGUCUGGCUCAGUACUCCUCACUUUGUUGAGAAUGGCGUGGUAGUGUUCAAUCCUCAUUCAGAGCUGAAGCGCUCCAUGGCUGCAAAUGCACCAAGCAACGUCUCGCGUGGACGCCCCCAAAGCUCCAACUACCGAUAUGAGAAUCGCACCGUUGAAGAGGUCAGCAAUUCAGUUACCAAAAUGCUUAACCAACUUGUCAGCGCCGAAACUCCUCGUAUGGAAACACCGGUGGACGUAAUCACCCCCCUUCUGGAUCACCAAAAACAGGCAUUGUGGUUUAUGACCGAAAAAGAAAAACCCCGAAAGUUCGGACCUAAAGAAGAAGAUAACAAUUCUCUAUGGCGUAUUGAGCACAACCGCAAAGGCCAGAGACAUUACAAGGAAAUCGUCAGUGGGGUCAUCUUCGAUGAAGAGCCGCCUCAGUCAUUUGGUGGUUUAUUGGCCGACGUUAUGGGACUCGGAAAGACCCUUAGCAUUCUAUCUUUGAUUGUGUCGUCGCUUUCGCAAGCUCGCGAGUGGGAAAAACAACCACCGCCUCUUGAUCUCAUCAAAAAGGUUCAAGGCAUUCGAAAUGCGCGAACCACGCUCUUGGUAGCCCCACUUAGUACAUUGAGCAACUGGGUUGGACAGAUCAAAGAGCAUCUUGCCCCAGAGUCUAUUUCCUAUGUGGUGUUUCACGGUACUUCGCGUACUAGAAGCUUGGAUACGCUGAAAGACUAUGACCUGGUCAUAACUACUUACUCGACAGUUCUCAGUGAGGUUCAGGGACGCUCUAAGCGUGGGGAAAGCCCAUUGAUCAAAAUGAACUUGUUUCGAAUUGUCUUGGAUGAAGCCCAUAUUAUCCGAGAGCCGGCCGCACAGCAGACCAAGGCAAUCCUCGGUCUUAACUCGCAGCGCUGUUGGUCUGUGACUGGAACCCCUGUGCAGAACCGCCUCGAGGAUCUCCUAUCUGUCACUCGGUUUAUCAAGCUAUUUCCCUACGAUGAUCGGUUCAGCUUCAACAAGUAUAUCGUCAAUCCCUUAAAGGUUGGCAAUAUUGCAACUCUGCGAGUCUUAAUUGACUCAUUUACUCUUCGACGUAACAAGGACAAGAUUCACCUUCCACCGCGAGAGGACAAGGUCAUCAUGUUGGACUUCUCCCCAGCCGAACAGAUGUGGCAUGACAUUUUGCGGACAGAAUCACUUGCCAAGAUCACGAAGAUGGAUCAUAUCGCUGGAGAAGACAGAAGCAAGAUUAGUGGCAAGAUUUUUCUUUAUGUACUCAAGGCUAUGAUGAUGUUGCGCCAGAUCUGUGCUCACGGCAAAGAGCUUCUCAGUCUUCAAGAUCGCAAGAACUUUCAAGACGUCGUUGAAGGCGUUGAGGAUGCAACUCUUUUGGAUCCGAUCGACGAGACUGCAGAAGCAAACAACGAAAAAGCGUAUGAGAUGUUCAGCUUGAUGCGGGAUUCUUCCGGCGACCAGUGUGCUCUUUGCAACAAGACCCUGGAGGAGCCUCUCAAUGCAUCGGGUGUCGUCGACCUCAAUGCCCCAAUGGCGGUUUACUUGCCUUGCGCUGACGUGAUCUGCCCUGAAUGUUUCCACGGCCUGAAGUCUUCAGCUUAUGCCCGAUCUGACUCUGCGAUCAAAUGUCCGUCUUGUGAAGGAUGGAUCAUCCCCAAAGAUCACACCCUUAUUACAUCUGCGGGCCUGUACAAAUUCAAUGAGCGGAAAUUAAAUGAACGCCAGAGCAGAAAAUCGGGCAAAUUUAAGAAGGAGUUUGGUGAAUAUGAGGGACCCCAUACGAAGACUCUAGCUUUGCUUGAAAAACUUCUAACAUCAGCUGCUGAAAGUGAGAAGCUCGAUGGACCACCCAUUAAGAGUGUGAUCUUCUCAGCCUGGACCUCGCAUCUAGACUUGAUCGAAAUCGCUCUGCGUAAUGCAGGCUUGGCUGGUUUCGUCCGCCUUGACGGACAAAUGACUCUUAUCUCCCGAGGAAAAUCACUUGAGGCCUUUGCAACUGAUAACUCCGUCACAAUUCUCUUGGCCACAAUUGGCGCAGGUGGUGUUGGACUGAACCUGACUUCGGCAUCUCGGGUUUACAUCAUGGAGCCGCAGUACAAUCCAGCAUCUGUCGCCCAGGCUGUUGACCGCGUGCACCGCCUGGGACAAACCCGCUCCGUUGAAACAGUGAUGUUCAUCAUGAAAGGCAGCUUUGAAGAGAAGGUUCUUGACCUUGCUCGGAAGAAGCAGCAAAUUGCCGAUGUGAGCAUGAACAAGAUCAAGAUGAAGAAUAAUCAGGCAAAGAACGCUGAAGAACGCAUGGAAGAAUUCCGCGAACUCUUCAAACCGAUGUGA